AUGAAUCUGGCUGAUCAACACCCUGCAUGUGUAUAUUCUGUUUCUGUUGACCGCAGCAUUCACCAGCAAUGCACUGCCUCGAAUGAAGCACAUCAAAAAUUGUUGAAAAUCCCUGCUUCAUCUCCAUCCAUCCUGUUUAAGGAUGAUCCCUACACCUCUGACUAUGAAGACCCAUAUGACCACAAAAUCGACUCUGUCGGAGAAGAUCUCCAUCCUCUUCCGAUCCGCAAAGGAGGAGGUGCCAAUAUCUGGGGUCCGAGGAAUCGAGAUCGUGAGCAGCAGAAUCCGGAUAUCGUACGGCCUCCAACGACAGAUCAUGGCAGUUUGCCCAAUAUGAAGUGGAGUUUUGCCGACUCGCGGGUUCGGAUUGAGGAAGGAGGAUGGGCUCGUUCAGCCACGACACGGGAUCUGCCCACCAGCAAAGAGCUGGCAGGCGUUGAGAUGAGACUCGAUGAAGGCGCCAACCGUGAACUGCACUGGCAUCAGGAAGCGAAUGGGCAGGGAGGCAGCUUCGUCGACGAUCUGGAAGAGGGAGAUCUGUGGUAUUUUCCCGCUGGCUAUCCUCACUCGCUUCAGGGUCUCAGUCCGAAUGGAAGUGAAUUCCUGCUCAUCCUUGACAAUGGCAAUUUUGCCGAAGAGUCGACAUUCCUAUUGAAUGACUGGCUGGCACACACCCCCAAAUCCGUUCUGGGAGAGAACUUCAACGUCAAAGCAGAGAAAUUCGCCAACUUUCCCAAAUCGCAAAAAUACAUCUUCCAAGGUGACGUGCCUGGCGCUAUUGAUGAUGAGGAUUUGGAGGUGCUGGAGAUCUUCAGAGCAGAUCGCUUUACCGACUUUUCUCUACUGCAGUGGCUGGGAGAGACACCGUUGAAGUUGGUGGGAGAGAAUGUCUACAACAGGGGGGAAGAUAAUGAUGAUGCUGUGCAAGAGUUUCUGGAGAGUGUCCAAGGGGCAGAAAAGGACUUGAUCAAGGAUAGAGAAUGAUGUUAUAAUCAAAGAGAGAUAAUAUUGAUAGUAUUCACUGAGACUUGGACUUGAUAUACUGGACAAUCUCGCCGGCGGUGCGAAUCGUGGCAUCGUCGGCCGUAAAGUCCAGGUGGAAUUCCUGCUUCAUUAGCAUUGUCUGACGAUCCAGGGUAGAUGCAUACUUGUUGUAACCGGACGAGCAACCAGGCCAUGGUGUCC
Messenger RNA from Aspergillus wentii DTO 134E9, 1185 nucleotides. RefSeq lists its product as uncharacterized. The transcript is spliced from 5 exons. Bases 1 to 984 code for a protein of 327 amino acids. The record is from RefSeq and is a predicted model, not a curated record. NCBI's taxonomy places the organism in Eukaryota, Fungi, Ascomycota, Eurotiomycetes, Eurotiales, Aspergillaceae.